Lentinula edodes (shiitake mushroom) is the source of this 864-nucleotide messenger RNA. RefSeq lists its product as uncharacterized. The coding region runs from base 1 to 864 and encodes 287 amino acids. The record is from RefSeq and is a predicted model, not a curated record. The transcript is spliced from 5 exons. NCBI's taxonomy places the organism in Eukaryota, Fungi, Basidiomycota, Agaricomycetes, Agaricales, Omphalotaceae.
AUGUACAUCCAUUUCUCAAAAGUCAUUAACGGCACUCAGAGAUUUGAUCGACAUAGUAACGUCAUGAUCGGGAUUUCGUCUCUGAUGUUUCUCAUUGCAACUUUACAUCUGACAAUAAAUGCUUAUCGGAUGGUAGCGGGUUAUGUUGACCAUGCCUUGCUGCAAGGAGGUGCAGUGGCAUAUAUGGGUGACUUGAGAUCAUGGCACUAUAUCCUCAAAGACACUCUCUAUGCUACACAGGAAAAUCUCGGUAGCGCUGCCGCAAUCUACCGCUGCUGGGUCCUUUGGGGCCACAACUGGAAGAUCAUUCUUUUCCCUUCAGUACUAUUGAUUGUAAACAUUGUUGCCGGCUACAUGGUAUGCGGACUGUAUGGUACUGUUUCUCCCACCAAUAACAUAUUUGAUCCCCGCUUGACCACCUGGAUCAAGAUAUUCUUUCCGCUUACUGUAGCCUUGAAUGUCAUCACUACCUCCCUCAUGAGCUACCGAAUUUGGUGCACCCACCGCCAAACAUCCUUGUAUACCAGCGGUAACAGCCAACUCAUCUCUGUCAUGAGGAUCCUUGUGGAGUCAGCAGCUCUACAGCUUGUUGUAGAAAUUAUCCUCCUGGCUCUGUAUAGUUCUGACGUCAACGCACAGUAUAUCGUACUUGAAAGUAUCGCUUCAAUCGUGGGUAUCACAUUCAACGCUUUGACUAUCCGUAUCAAGCUACAUUCUAUUAGUACGGCAGGAAGCGGACACAGCAUGAGCUUUGAUGGAGCAACACAAACCAUUGGCAGACUACCUAUGCGUCGUAUUCAGGUCAAUAUUUCUAGAGAUGUUGAAGAAACGGAAGAUAAUAUUAGUACUUUAAGUUCCAAAUAG